GGGGCCUGGCGAGCGGCUGUUCCCCGGAAGGAGCAGCGCUGCUGGGCCAGGGCCAGGAUGGGCCGCAAGAAGAAGGCGGGUAGCGGCGCGGGGCUCCGGCGGGCGGUGAUCUUCGAUGAGGACAGUCGGCGGGAGUACCUGACCGGGUUCCACAAGCGGAAAGUGGAGAGGCGGAAAGUGGCGGUGGAGGAGAUCAAACGAAAAUUGAAAGAGGAGCAAAGGAAGAUGAAAGAGGAGCGGCACAAGGAGUACCUGAAAAUGCUGACAGAGAGAGAAGAAGCCCUAGAUGAGGCUGAUGAGUUGGAACAUUUGGUGACGUCCCAAACAGAGUCUGUGAGCAUUGAUCACCCAAACCACACUGUAACAGUGACUACCAUCAGUGACCUGGACCUCUCAGGAGCACGCCAGCUAGGACUCAGGUCCUCUGGGGGAGGAGGUAGUGAAUCAGAAGAAAAGGAAACGUCGAGUGGAUUCACAAGCACAUUGCCCAAGAAGUCUGGAGAUCCCUUCCUGUCCCAGAGGAUCUCUUCACUCACUGCCUCACUGCAUGCACGCAGCCGGAAGAAGCCCAAGGGAAAGCAGCUCAGGCGUGGCCAAGACCCACACAAGAAAACUCAGAAACCUAGUGCUAGACGAACCAGCAAGUCCCAGCGCCGGAAACUGACUGGCAAAAGAGGGCGCAACCAAGAGUGAUAGACAAACUGAAGUAGAAAUUAUCUGCAAGGCAAGGCUCUGCAUUUGGCGACAGUCUCUGCCUGAUGUGACUGCCCAGUUUGUUGUGGAUGGGACCUUGUUUGGAUUCCUGUUCGACAAGCUGUACAGCCGAGCCCAUCUAUCUCUUCUCCUGGUUGGAGCCAGUAAAUGCAGGGGUGAAUUGCUCCAGUGGUCACUGAAGGCUGCUGUCUUACAUCUGACAGUGUGACAGUUUAGAAGAGUAAGAAAUACCCUAGUGCACUGGCCCAACUGUGUUGUUGUGCCCAUGGUGAUGGCGGAGAUCUCCCCAGGCCUUUGCAGUGGUCGUCUUCUGACCUCUUGAACGUUUGUGCCAGAGGGAGCUGUUUGGUCUCCUGUGGCUUGACUAGAAGAUUUUGAGCUGGUCUAGGCUACAAGGGCUUUGCUGUAUAGCUGUGUCAACAAAGCCCCCUAGUGGAGACUCUGUGUAUAGCUGCAAAUGUAUAACUCUUCACCCUGUAGUUAAACCACCUCUCUAGAUGACCUAAAAUACAACUAAGGGACUUUCUUGCAGGUAUAAGAUGUGUCUACGGGGGGGGGGUGUUGCUGGCAUAGCUCUGUUGGUCAGGAUGUGAUUUUUUUCCACACCCCUAACCAACAUAGUUAAGCUGGCAAACUUUGUAGCAUAGGCCCGGCCUGUGUCUAUAAGGAGUUGGUGACUCCUGAUUUUGGAAUUUGGGGAGAACCAUCUAAAAGAAGAUUAAAAGGGGAGGGAGCUGCCCAGCAAAAUCAUAUUGACCUGGAAAAAUAUUCUCUCUGCCCCUGGUCAGCUUUUCACCGGAUGUUCUUAUCCGUCCCUCCAGGAGAGCAGCACCAUGGCAAAAGCUCUGCCAGGCCUCUGGGCAAUGAAAUUACUAUCACCUUUAUGGUGAGCUCUUUAUGGUGACUUUAAUAUACCAAAUAAUUUCUUCCCCAUUCCACCCCUCAAAAAUUCUGCUGGAGUGAAGGAGAAAAGGGCCAAAUGUGGGGGUAAUGCUAUGCUAGAAAAUUAACCUCUCUAUGGCAGGAUCUAUGAAACCUCAUUAGGUGAUCCUGUGCUGGAAGGGUUCUGAUCUGCAUAAAAAGCCUGGGUGGGGAAGAAGCACUUGAAUUGUUUGUUGUUUUUCUCCUCUUCGCAACAGAAUUGUAGUCUUAAUUGAGACAAAGUAAAUUUAAAUAAAGGAGCAGCUGUGUCCAUUCGUGUGCUGUAUGGAACACACAGGAAUGGGAGAGCAGAAGUGUGGCUUUAUGGUUAAAGGACUGGUGUAGGAAUCAUGCAGCCUGAGUUUAAUUCUAGCUCAGUCACAGACUCCCUGGGUGACUGUAAAGACAUUUAACCUCUGUCUCACUUCCCCAUGGGUAUAAAGGGAGUGAUAAUCCUUCCUUUCUCUCACCCAUUGUCUGGUUUGUCUGUUUAGAUUGUAAACACUUUGGAGUGAGGAUUGUUUGCGUUGUGUUUAUACAGUGUCUGCCACAUUGCAGCCCUGAUCUCAGUGAGGGCUUCUAGAUGCCACUCUAGUACAAGCAGCAAAGAGUCCUGUGGCACCUUAUAGACUAACAGAC
This is a messenger RNA of Chelonoidis abingdonii (Abingdon island giant tortoise), 2274 nucleotides long. It is a transcript of the gene NOL12, whose product is annotated as nucleolar protein 12. The record is from RefSeq and is a predicted model, not a curated record. NCBI's taxonomy places the organism in Eukaryota, Metazoa, Chordata, Testudines, Testudinidae. Gene Ontology annotation, cellular component: nucleolus. Gene Ontology annotation, molecular function: rRNA binding.